AUGGGUAAAUGCAUUUUCAUUGUGGUGCUCCAUCACAAAUGCCAAAUAACUGACUGAUUAUGACGCAUGUAAUUAGUUAAGUCUCCCAUUCCACAAAAAACGGUAAAGCUUGGUAAACGAAGAGAUCAAGUUAUUUCAUCAGCCUGUGCAUGCUGGAAGUAGAGCCUGUGCAAAUUAAGAAUUAGGUGUAACCCUUCUCCGAACCAUUUGUCUUUCCCGUCUUUUGUGUCUAAUGCCAUCAGAAUUUAAUGAUGGUUGUCACGUUUGUCUGCAUAUACAAUACACUGUCAUUUGGCAGAUACUGGAGCCAGUGAACCUCACUUGAAUGUCGUCAAUCAUUCACUGGAGACAGUAUAAGACGUGCUCAAGGAGAUCCCAGGAAAUAGGAUCAUUCAAUGUUAUAAAAUGUAUGUGGAAAGCAUAUUUGCUACAGUUUUCAGGCUACUUUAUUAUCGUGCUAACCUGAGUGUUCUGGUUUUGGUCUUUUUAGAUAACUGUGAUGGCCCUUUGGUAUCAAAUCUGCUUCAGGCCUCCUUUGAGAGGUCCUCACAGUUCUCCAUCAGUAACGCUCCACAAUUCGCCAAGCUCAACAGAAGAGAUGGUGAGUAAAGACUAAGUCCAUGCUCAACGCUGUGUAGACAUAUCCAUCAGUAGUAAUGAUCCUCUUGAUGCAUAGCCUACUUCCCAUGAACACCAUGUGCAGAGUAUGUUGGUCUCACAUUUCAUUUCCACAUACUUAAUUAAUAAACAUGAAUUAUCGGUGUAUAGCUAUAAAUGAUUUGAUCGAUGGAUUGUAAACAACAAAUUGCUUGUCAUUUAAUUCUAUGGUUGUGAGCAGUUGUUAGAUUAAUUGCCAGCUGUUUCAUUUAGAAUCAGCCACCUACAUCUGAUCACUAAACAUCAGUGAUAAACUCAAAGGCCAACCUAAUUGUCCCACGUACUCCAUACUCCUCAGUCUGGUUAGUAGUCAAUGUGGCAUCAACGUAAAGUUGCUGGAGUUACAGUACAUUCAUGCCUGCCUUCAAAACUGCUCUUCACUGAAUGGCCUUGAACAUACGUAUAAAUAUAUAGCAACCACAGACCUUCCAGGGUAGCAGAUAUGCACAUAUAUAUUUCACACCCUGUCCAUCAAACACUGACUGUACCCUGGGUUAUUUUUAGCCACGGCCAACCUCCCUACGUGUGUCUGUAACAACCAGAAUGAUCCUGCUCCCUGGGGGGGGGGGAUCCGUAAACGAUGCUUCCUCUGUGUCUCUGACUCUGGUUUGAUAUGCUGCACUCAUCUGCUCCCAUGGUGGUGUGUCCCAGCCCAGAGCAGCUGAGUAAUGAACCUUUCAGCCAGAGCUGAUCUGUCUUCUUCCGCUCGACGACUGAGUAGCUGUGGGGAUUAAACUCAUCUUUAAAAAACACAAUACGUUACAAAUCUCCACCCCCUGUGGAAUCUUAGCCGCUGAAUUCAUAACAGUGCUAUACAUGAUGGAGAUGGACUGGCCAAUGUGUUUGCCUCAGUAAAUCUUGAAAUUAAAUUAGAAAUUCAAUGAACAGACACACACACAAAAUAGUGGGGGGUUUCUAUCACCAAAAUACAAUAGAUCUACUUCUCACCUCACGCUUCGACAAGCUUCACAUAUACUGGAGAUGCAUAGCUUAAAUGGAGAGUUUUUUUUUUCUUAAGUAAAAAAUAUACUUUCUAUGUAAUUUCAAGCUUAGGAAAAAACAUACUAGGAUAUCUGCAUCUCAAUGACAGGCUAUUAAUCAUUCUCUGCUAGCAUGUCUGUUUCUCUGUUAGUUUAUCUGGGAGGGCCGCAGGCUAAGGGUUUAUCAAGACUGUGUCCAUAUUUUAGAGUAACGGCUCUUCGUGUAACAGAAUGCUGAAAAUCAGACCAGAAUCAAAGCCUAUCGUUAGUUGUUUUUGUUUCAUGUUUACUCUCUGUUUUUCCAAGGCAGACCUACAUUAUUGAAGCCAUUAAUGGUUCACUAGCAUAAAGACAAGAAAAAAAAAACUCUAAAUAGUUCAGAAGGAUCAGUCUAGGGCACUACCAAGACUGAUACAUAAGGGAUAGCCUUUUACCACACUGUAACGGAAAACUGUAAUUUAUACAGUAAUUUUAGGUAUUAUCAACAGUAGAAAAUGUAGAAACAAUUUACUGCAGCAUACUGUAAAUGUUAUUUUAUUAAUUUUUUCUUUCUUUAACAAGGGGAACCCAUUGAGACCAGAGUCUCAUUUACAAUGGUGCCCUGAAAACAACAUAUAAAGUAAUGUGAUCAACAAUUCAAUCAUGAUCACUACAAAAUUACAAUUACAAAAUUUCAAAUAGAUUAUGUUACAUUCAAAAGGGCAGUAGAAACAAAUAUAUACAAUAAAUGAAAACAUGCAGUUUUCAUUGGUCACAUUUUUUAUCAAGAGCCCUAAAUUCACCUUUUGGGGCUUAAGAAUCCAGUUUUAGAAUGACUUGUAGGUCAUUCCAGGAUUGAUGGGCACACACUAACUUAAAGCAGUCUUCCCUAACUCAGAGGAGACCCUUGGAACCUCUAGAACCAACCAGUUGUGAGUCUUAUAAUUACUAGAUUUCCAAUUUAGAAGUGAGGUGAGGUAGUAUGGGAGUUUUUGGAGAAGUGCUUAAUAUUUAUUUAACCUUUUUUUAACAAGACAUAUUGAGACCUAGGUCUCUUUUCCAAAUGCACCCUGUAUAAUAAAAUAUAAAAUAUACAUUACACACAAUAUAUAUACACACAUUAAAAUACAAAAAUACAGUCAUGGCAAGCACAAAUAAAACAUCACAAAUCACCCAGAAAAACAGUUACAUUUCUCCACAAAUAAGUCCCCAAUCAAUACUUUAAAUUGCCUGAAUGGCACCAAAACAUUAAGAUUAAAUGUAUUUUGAAUUGUGUUACAGCGAUUUUACAGAUUUGUAUGCACUCACUAACUGUUAGUCGCUCUGGAUAAGAGCGUCUGCUAAAUGACUAAAAUGUAAAAAAAAUAUUUACCUAGCUUGGUGGAGAUCCUAGGAACCUCAAUAGUUAAUCAAACCUGUGAAAGGGUUAGGCAACUCAGAUGUCUGUACUUCAACAGCAAAGUUAGAUAAGAUGGAGGUUCAUGAAGUAGGGCCUUGUAAACAAAAAGGGAGUAAUGUAGAGAUCAAUGGGUCUUUAGCGAAGUCCAACCAACCUUUUGAUACAGGAUACAGUGAAAACUGUCGACUGUAACAAAACGAAGGGCACUAUGGUAGAUGGCAUCCAAAGCUUUAAGUAUGGUGGCAGCUGCACUUUGAUAAAAACAUGUCACCAUAAUCAAGAACAAAUAAUGCUUAGAGCAGCACGAUCUGUUUCUGUAAAAAAGCUUCUUAACCAGCUCAUCUAUAUGUUUUUUAAACGUCAAAUCCAUAUCAAUCCAAAUGCCUAAGUAUUUAUAUGCAGGAACACAUUUCAUUAGAGAACCAUCUAAUGAGUGAACGUAGUUAAUCUGAAACACUCUUACGAGAGUUUAAAAACAGCAUGUAUUUUGUUUUGCCCGUAUUAAGCACACAUUUUAAAUCAGCAAGGGAUUCCUGCAAAGCUAUAAGAACUGACUGUAGUUUUGACACAGCCAGAUCAACAUUCGGGGCAAUAGCAUACAUAAUAGCAUCAUCUGUAUACUGUAUACUGUAGAUGAAGUUAACAAUUUUUAAAAGAUUGACCAAUGGUGUUUAUAUAAAUAUUGAAGAGAACAGGUCCCAAAAUCAACCCCUGUGGUACACCUUUACGUACUUCAAGAAAUUCUGACUUAACCCCAUCAAUCACAAUGUGCUGAGGUUCUGUCACUAAGACAAUCAUGAAACCAUGAUUAAUAGCCAAUGUUGGCCACUUCUGGUAGUCAGAGAGUCCCAGCCAACAGAACUAAACAUGAGUCAAUAUUGUGUACGGAUCAUUAUGUUGCAUUGGUGCAUUAUGGUGCAUUGUGGGAAAAUCGCUGUAUUUCCAAUGGUACUAUGGGGUAAUUCCACCCCAUAGAAUACUUUAGAGCACCAAAAACCUUUUGACCACUAUUGAGUGCAUGGUGUUGUUGUGUCUGGCUCAUUAACAUAUUUGGAGGCGUGCCUUGUAAGAGGCUAUAUUUGUUGCAUCCGUGAGUGAGAACGCUGUACCAAUUUAACUCCUAUGUGGUUAUAGUGCCCCAUCACUGUCAAGUGUAUAGGGGACAGAUUGGAGUGGCAGCAAGUCUUAAACCUUAAAACGGUUGAGCUGUUUUGCUCUGUUGUCGCUGCCAGUUUGGAAGCUGUUGUUAAGGCCUCUAGAAGUGCAAGUGAUAUAAAACACCAAAUAUUCAUUAAUGUGUAACACUUUACCUAACAGCUAAUCUGCUUGCACCAAUCCCAAUCCCUGCUUGCACCAAUUACAGUGAAAUACUUUGAAAUACAAACUGCUUCCCGCUAAUGAAUUUCAUGUAUUCAUUCAUUCAUUCUGAUUAUGGUAGCAUUUAGUUUUUUUUUACAGUAUAAUACAGUCAAUUUUAUGGUAUUGUACUGUGUGUCAUUACACAGUACUUGCUUUGAUACCAUAUUCAUAUUACAGCAGGUGUACUGUAAUAUGAAAUACAGAAUUGUACUUGCCACUGAGCUCCCUGUAAGCCCUUUACAGUGCACUGUCCGAAUCACCUCCAAUAAGGCUACAUUAAACUGCUUUUAGACAGGGUUUAGAUAAUUCUGCAGUGCUCAUGAACACCUAUAGUAGAGUACAGCCAGGGAGUCUGAAUGAAUUAACCCAAAUGUCCAGCUGAAUAAUGCCUUAUUAUUCCUGUCUGACACAGCAGACUCACAGCCCUAUAGCCAUAAUAACUGCCACAGUUACCAGUCACCAGACACAAUCCCACUCUCUCCCACACAUUCAAUAUUCUCUGAAUCGGCUGGAGCUUUAAGGAAAACUAUCUUUCACACUGGAGCUGUCUGGACUACGCAUCUGUGUGUGUGUUUGUGUGUGUGUGUGUGUGUGCAUCUUUCUACUCCUGCUGUGUCACACCUAGCCAUGCUAGGUCACUUUCUGCACCUUCCUGUUCUGAGCUGUUUUCUCUCUCUGGUCUCCCAAGGAGCGGGAGGCUGGUCUCCCCAGGUGACAGACAGACAGCCGUGGCUGCAGCUGGACCUCAGGGACAGGAUGGAGGUGACGGCCAUCGCCACCCAGGGGCGCUACGGCGGCUCAGACUGGGUCAGCGGCUACCUGCUGCUGUUCAGUGACACAGGCCGAGCCUGGAAGCAGUACCGACAGGAGGACGGGGUGGGGGUGAGUCUCCUCGUUGAUUAUUUAUUUACCUUGCAAGGCUCUGUUCUCUAUUUUAAUCCUUUAAAAGUUUUUUCAGGCUGUUAACUUUGCCAAGCGUGUUCAUUUAUAUGCGAGAGCUUCAGUUCUAUAACUGUCAUUCCUCAUGACAACGGUCCGAAGAGGCGUUAUAUCUGACAGUAACGACAGAUAUCCUUGGGGAUAUACGUAGCUAGCUAGUUUGCCUCCCACCUGUCAACUCAGAGGCAAAUGCUGACAGCAAUGUUUGGGUUUGCUGAAGUAGAUUUGAAUCAGACUGAAAGAAAGUAUAUGGAGGAAUGACACUGCUAAAUACGACUUCUGGUUAAGAAACGUCUGAAUCAGCGUCUGAGCUCUCCAUCUUCCUUCUGUCAGAUAAGAGGGAGUUUUAAUCCACUCUUUCAAGUCUUUACUUCUGUUUAGCAUUGCCAUGAGGGACAGACAAACGGUUAUCAAGGUUUUUAGAGUCAGACUGUUUUUUGUUCCUGUGGUUUGAAAUCAUGACAAAGGAUGGCUUUUGCAGAUGCACAUACAACUCAUCAGGCAACUAGAACCCCCUGGACAGACAUAAACACAUGCUGCAACUCUUCAGGAAACUAGAACCACCUGGACAAACAUAAACACAUGCUUCAACUCAUCAGGAAACUAGAACCCCCUGGACAAACAUAAACACAUGCUGCAACUCAUCAGGAAACUAGAACCACCUGGACAAACAUAAACACAUGCUGCAACUCAUCAGGAAACUAGAACCCCCUGGACAAACAUAAACACAUGCUGCAACUCAUCAGGAAACUAGAAUCCCCUGGACAAACAUAAACACAUGCUGCAACUCUUCAGGAAACUUGAACCACCUGGACAAACAUAAACACAUGCUGCAACUCAUCAGGAAACUAGAACCACCUGGACAAACAUAAACACAUGCUGCAACUCAUCAGGAAACUAGAACCCCCUGGACAAACAUAAACACAUGCUUCAACUCAUCAGGAAACUAGAACCACCUGGACAGACAUAAACACAUGCUGCAACUCAUCAGGAAACUAGAACCCCCUGGACAAACAUAAACACAUGCUGCAACUCUUCAGGAAACUAGAACCCACCUGGACAGACAUAAACACAUGCUGCAACUCAUCAGGAAACUAGAAUCCCCUGGACAAACAUAAACACAUGCUGCAACUCAUCAGGAAACUAGAACCUCCUGGACAAACAUAAACACAUGCUGCAACUCAUCAGGAAACUAAAACCACCUGGACAAACAUAAACACAUGCUGCAACUCAUCAGGAAACUAGAACCCCCUGGACAAACAUAAACACAUGCUUCAACUCAUCAGGAAACUAGAACCACCUGGACAGACAUAAACACAUGCUGCAACUCAUCAGGAAACUAGAACCCCCUGGACAAACAUAAACACAUGCUGCAACUCUUCAGGAAACUAGAACCACCUGGACAGACAUAAACACAUGCUGCAACUCAUCAGGAAACUAGAAUCCCCUGGACAAACAUAAACACAUGCUGCAACUCAUCAGGAAACUAGAACCUCCUGGACAAACAUAAACACAUGCUGCAACUCAUCAGGAAACUAAAACCACCUGGACAAACAUAAACACAUGCUGCAACUCAUCAGGAAACUAGAAUCCCCUGGACAAACAUAAACACAUGCUGCAACUCAUCAGGAAACUAAAACCACCUGGACAAACAUAAACACAUGCUGCAACUUUUCAGGAAACUAGAACCCCCUGGACAAACAUAAACACAUGCUGCAACUCAUCAGGAAACUAGAACCUCCUGGACAAACAUAAACACAUGCUUCAACUCUUCAGGAAACUAAAACCACCUGGACAAACAUAAACACAUGCUGCAACUCAUCAGGAAACUAGAAUCCCCUGGACAAACAUAAACACAUGCUGCAACUCAUCAGGAAACUAGAACCUCCUGGACAAACAUAAACACAUGCUGCAACUCAUCAGGAAACUAGAACCUCCUAGACAAACAUAAACACAUGCUUCAACUCUUCAGGAAACUAGAACCCCCUAGACAAACAAAAACACAUGCUGCAACUCAUCAGGAAACUAGAACCACCUGGACAGACAUAAACACAUGCUGCAACUCAUCAGGAAACUAGAACCUCCUGGACAAACAUAAACACAUGCUGCAACUCAUCAGGAAACUAGAACCACCUGGACAAACAUAAACACAUGCUGCAACUCAUCAGGAAACUAGAAUCCCCUGGACAAACAUAAACACAUGUUCCUUUAUCACACCAUUCCAGAGUGUGGAAUAAGAAUUUUAUUCAUGUCCACACACGAUUCAGAAAUGUUGCACUUGGCUCUCUGUCCAUUUUCCCCCUCAGAUGCAGUGUCAUUGAAAAGUCACACUCUGGAGGAGGAAAGAUUGAUUUACUUAUCAAGUCCUUUUAUUGCCUCAUCAAAAUGGAUGCCGUGUCUCACCCUGGAGGUGUGAACUUUUCAUUACUCACACUCUCAGAAACACAUGGUUGAAAGAGUUUAGCCCGACUACUCCUUUUAUUUCUCCCGGUACAGUCAUUUUGAGCCUAUCUGAUGCUCUAGGCCCAGGCCCAACCACAGACCGACAACACGUCUAUUGCUGGUCAUUGAGGUGUUGCAGAUGAUGCCACAGCAAUUCCAGUGACCUUUCUAUUAGGUUCUGUCACUUGAAACCAAGCAGACAUACACUUUGCAGUAUUGUUGUUGGUGUAAGAGGUGUAGGAGCCAUUAGAUUCAGGGUAGUGGACAUAACUGUGCUGACAAGCCAGCUUGGGCCUCUUAUGUAGCUGACAUUGACACAUAUCACUCCACACCCUCCCCACUGGGCACAAAAAUUAUUCAAUCAACUUUGUUUCCAUGUAAUUUCAACCCAAAAAAUAUCCGAUGAUGUUUAAUCAACGUGGAAAACUGAUUAGAUUUGCAAAAAGUAAUCAAUGUAAUAUCAUACUUUUUUUCAUCCAAACUUUAACCUAAAUCCAAUGACAUGGUGAAAUAUUUUGUUGAUUUCACAUUGAAUUCACAUUACUUGACAACUCAACCAAAUGCACAUCAAAACUAGACGUUGAACUAAACGUCUGUGCCCAGUGGAUAAUCUAUCUUCAUCUCCUAGCCUUUGUCACUUAACGGCAGGUGAACCUUGAUUCCUCCUAGUGGAAAGUGCUGAGCGCAGAGGCUUUUAGAGUGCUCGACAGUACACAGUUAUUACUGUCAUUGCAUAUCUGCCCCCCAAAGAUAUGCAUUUUAGACACUUUCAUGCCUCAUAAGUUGUCAUCUCAAGGAUAGUUUUCAAGGGCAUAGUGCCAUAGUCUAUACUCAGAGGUACUUUGCUAGGAGGGAAUGCAUGUACUUUGUCUCUCAUGAAAGUAUUGACAUUCAAAAACAGGUUGAACAUAAAACUUGUUUUGGCCAAGAAAAUUGGCACAAUAAUUUCACGAUAAUAGCAUUGUUAAUAUAAAUGAAAAGCUUUAACUUGGAUUGCGCAUCAUUUGUUUCUAACUCUUAAACAAAUAGAUCAGGAUAAUGAUUGGUAUUUUUGGUCAACCAUUACAUACAUAGCAGCUGAAAAUGAAAUCGUUCUAACAAAACAAACUACAGUUCUGCUUUGGUUUGUUUUGUCAUUUAGCAGACGCUCUUAUCCAGAGCGACUUACAGGAGCAAUUAGGGUUAAGUGCCUUGCUCAAGGGCACAUCGACAGAUUUUUCACCUAGUCAGCUCGGGGAUUAGAACCAGCGACCUUUCGGUUACUGGCACUAUGCUCUUAACCACUAAGCUACCUGCCGACAUUGAGAUAACAAAUUAUUAACUUUGUUUCUAAAUUCUAACAUUGUAGCAUAGGUCAUAGGCUAAUUCUGUCUACUGGGCAUGUUUGAAAGGGUUAACGCGACAUCAAUUAUGUUACAUACCAUAUAGUUCUAAAAGUGCUGAUAACCAUAAGAAUUAACAUUUAUUUUUCAUUUAACCUUUAUUCCACCAGUAAAUCUCAUGAGGUUUGUUCUUCCGUUCUCCGAGAGACUUUGCCCUUAAUAAAGAAGAGGUGAAUGUCACUCUCAUGCAAACCAUGGUGCUGUAAAGGUUUCCGAGGUUCAACCCACUCUUUAUUCUCCAUGAAAGGUGUCAGUGACUCUUUUGAUCUAGGCACACGGCACUUUUCAGAAACUAUUUGUCUCUCCUGUGAAUCAGACAGGGCACAUUUUUUUAUGGUAUUUAUUGACAUGCUGCUGGUAAUUUUCACCAGGUAUCCAGGAUCAAAGACACUGAAAGGCCAGAACAGUUGCAACAUUGUCCUUGCUGCAUACACAUGUGGAGGAAAUAAAGACUUCGAUGUAAACAGGUUGUGCUUCGUUAAAGCCUAUGCUUCUUAAAAUACGUAUUUUAUCUUACAGUUUAGGUCACACAUUUGUUUUGAACCUUGAUAAACAGGUCACAUAUUAUGUAAUAUGAGACUUGUUAAGCAUUCAUUUAGGCCUUAUGAAAGGCUUCAUUAAGCAUUCAUAAGUUAUACUUGGUUUAAAGUGUGACGAUAAACAGAUUAACAAACCUAUUAGUGCUGAGUGCUGCUCGCAGGCUCUCAUUACCCCUGAUUGAACACAUGACCACAACCUCCCUCUACUUCUGUUCAUCCCUUAUUUCCAGCUCUCUAGUCUUCCAUUACAUGCAGGCUUGAGCAGCCCACAGGCCAUUCAAUAUGCAGUCUAUUACCAUGUGGAGAUUGGGUAGCUUUAGACCAGGGUCUGGUGGUCAAUGUAGAGCCUCUAUGACCCUAAUAUGAUGUACUAUCUGGCCCAUAGUCGUAUCCAGUGGGUAUAGCCAAGGUUGCCAGCCUUGCGUCACCACUAUGACACACAAACGUACAUCAGGAGAUCGGUUUACCAAUGACUCCAUGAUCGACGUUUUAAACCCAGCUUUUAUUCUUCCAAGAGCACCAAAUCCCAGUAUCUGCCAUCGUCUAAUUAACAUAACUUUGCAUGGCCCAAAACAUUAAAACAAAAGGCAUAAAACUUCACACGCAUUCUCUAAAUUAAUCACCACACCUCAACACUAUGAUAAAGCACACCCCUGAGUCGUUCAUCUUUGAACUAUCCGCCAUCCGACUAUCCGCCAUCCGAUUAUCCACCAUCCGACGAACAGAAUAACAGUUUCCCUGGAACAAUAAAUCCAUGAAACAUAUCAAAAUGCAUAGCUCUUUAUGAACUCUUGAAACAAUCCUAAACAUGACAAUUUAAUUCACACAGUUCAAGUUUCAAGUUUCAUCAGUCUUCACCUCUCCUGGCUUUAGUGACCCUUGUAUUUCUGUGGAAAUGUCUCUUCAUCGAGACUGCCACAGAUAAGGUGUGUUUGACUCCUGUGAUAGCCCACAGAUGGUCUGUCAUUCAAACAAUGCCAUAAAUCAUGAUUGCGUCAUCACGCUGGGCCUCGGUGCCAGCAAGUCGUUAGAGGCAUCUUCAUCACCGGCCUUCAUCAUCAUUCACAUUGGUUCACUCUCUAUGUUUCCACUACAUUCACAUUGGUUCACUCUCUAUGUUUCCACUACAUUCACAUUGGUUCACUCUCUAUGUUUCCACUACAUUCACAUUGGUUCACUCUCUAUGUUUCCACUACAUUCACAUUGGUUCACUCUCUACGUUUCCACUACAUUCACAUUGGUUCACUCUCUAUGUUUCCACUACAUUCACAUCAUUGUCACUCAAAAAUAAUUUCUGAAUUUAGUUGCUUGUAGAAUAAUGUUACAAUGCAAAUGUCAUGUGUAAAAUAGUUUUAUUUUAUGUCGUUUUGCAACUAAACCUCCCUUGCACUGCACUACUUUGUAAUACUUUUUGCAUAGUUGUUUCGUUGGGCUGGCCCUCAUCCUCCAAGUAUGGUUUGCUGCAGCCCAAUAUGGCGAGCGGAGUUUGGGCGAGUGGGUGUGUCGAAAGGAGUGGGUGUAUGAAAAGCGAAUCAGCUAAUUGGGCAGAUUUGUUGCCUCUCAAGACGUGUUGCGUGUCUGAUUGGGCUGCACGAUGAGUCGAUAAGCCGGUGUUAUAUCGACGUGCCUGCCGACCUGUGGGUUCUUCUUACUGGGUAUCACAGUCAUGUCGCCUGCGGAAGCUAACGUGGCCAUUUUUUUCUCUCACAUGAUUUUAUUUCAAGUAGGAUAGCAACCCACACAAUAAAUAACUAAUAUGGAUAACCAUCUAGAUGUCACAUUGAUUCAUACAUUGAUACAUACAUACAGUGUACUACUCAAUGGGGAGGGUAUGUCCCGCUUGACAAGCACUACUGUCCAGCAACAGCGUGGGAAGUAGCUACCUAGUAGCCAAUAUCAGGGUGACAGUCACAGUAAGCACACAUACAACGAAUGAAGCAACAGUACAUCCAUCAUUCAUACUUUUAAUAAAAAAUAAAAAAUAGUCCGUUUUAUAACUGAAAAUGUACAAUUAUUUGUUUAAAACUAACAGUGAAAUACGACUCAGACUCAUCCUCUGGCUUAACAACAGAAGUCCAAACUCUGGCGGUACGGUCGCUCAUUGUACGGUAGUUGCAUGGUAAGAAACUGAAGGAAAAAAACACAGCUCAAUCAAAACCGUCUAACCCCUAUAGCAGAGCGCUUUGGACACACCCACUCCUUUCCACACGCCCACUACUUUCCUUUCGAAACACCCACUCCUUUCCACACGCCCACUACUUUCCUUUCGACACACCCACUCCUUUCCACACGCCCACUACUUUCCUUUCGAAACACCCACUCCUUUCCACACGCCCACUACUUUCCUUUCGAAACACCCACUCCUUUCCACACGCCCACUACUUUCCUUUCGACACACCCACUCCUUUCCACACGCCCACUACUUUCCUUUCGACACACCCACUCCUUUCCACACGCCCACUACUUUCCUUUCGACACACCCACUCCUUUCCACACGCCCACUACUUUCCUUUCGACACACCCACUCCUUUCCACACGCCCACUACUUUCCUUUCGACACACCCACUCCUUUCCACACGCCCACUACUUUCCUUUCGACACACCCACUCCUUUCCACACGCCCACUACUUUCCUUUCGAUACACCCACUUGCCCAUAUUGGGAUACAGUUACCCCCUUCUCUCAUCAUCUGCUCUGUAAGGAAUAGGUGGUGGGCCGUAGCAAGCUAUCUGCUUUAGUUUUAAAGAUGAUCUCUGUCGUGGGAGGAGCUGUAUAUUUAUUUCUUCUGAACACAUGUCAAUUCUUGCAAAACAUUUCCAAAUACUUAAUUUUAUGUUUGUUAGCUGGACAGGCAAAUGUCGCAGAGUAUUAAACUGUAAACCAAUCAAAACUUGUGUACUAUCCAUGGUACUAUCUCUGCUGAUCAAGUCUGCCAAUCACGUUAUCCGUAUCUAAGGUAGUAGACAGCUGGUGACAUCUCGAGAGAUAUCUCUGUCCGACAAACUGCUAUCAGAUAAAGUAUUUUUGAUUUAUUUGUAAUCUAACUAUUUAGUUAUAGAAAUGUGAUACCAUCAAUGCAAGCUGUAAAAUGACUCCCAACUUAGAACACAGCAACCUUAGUAAUGUAGCUAUCUUGCUAGUUAGCUAGCUAGUUACAACAAGUAGAUCUGUUGCUAGCUAGCAGGAGCAGAUAGCUUUAUCACGAGCUAGCAUUUCAUUCUAGGACAAGGAGCAUUUUAGCUAUCAGUUUAUUCCAAGUAAUAAUUUAAGACUACGAAAAUCUAUAGGACAAGUAGUGUAAAUCUAAUACAGUCAUCAAGGCAGGACCCACUAAUUUCAUUCAUACUGACAAAUAAAAAAUGCCACAUUAUCCCUGUCAAUAGUUGGAGUAGGAUGAUUGCAUGGCACCCUGCCUCAGACUGUCAGAAUGUUCAUUUUCUAGCUCACAAACUACAUUGCUUUGCUGUGAUCAUUUAUUUUAUUCAUUCUUAUCUCUCACUUUUGUCUCAUGUGAUAUAUUCAGCUCUUCUGUGUCCUGCUCCCAGAGAUCAACCCAGUUCUAUUCACCAAGCAUAGGCUGAUUCACUCACAUGUGAGGAGAACCAUCCUACUGCAGUUUGAACUAGCCCUGCCAUCACUAUUUAGACAUUGAGACCACAUAUGCAUUUGCCUUUUGGCUUUGGGGGUUUUGUCUUAAACAUUUGCAUUUUAGAGUUGAACGCCAACUACAAAUAGGCUUGCUUGUUUGAGCAUCUCGAAGACUAAAUUCAAUGUAGAAUCAGUGUAACAGGUGACAAACGGUGGGGAGAAUUAUAUUGUCCCAGUCAGGAGUCCAGGCUUUUGCCAUAUAUGGUAGAGUUCUAGUCUCUGUACCACACAAGCACUUGUCUCUCUCUCUCUACAUCGGUCAGCUACAUUGGUGACCAGGGUGGGAUCCUUUCGAUACGCCUAUGGGGCCUGGGCACACAAAAUGCUCCUAGAGAGAAGUGGGAAUACUGAAGCAUGUGUUGAUGACAAUUCUACAGUCUCAUCAGAGGCCCAGGCUUUUGGCAUAGAUGGUAAAGCUCUCAUUUCUGGGCUGCAACGUUAUAAGAUUGUGCCUUCCGCGGCACUUGAUAUACAUUGAUUGGUAGGUUACACUAUAUUUAGAUACUUCAAAUACUGCCUAAGACACCUUUGCUAUUUGUCUAACGUACUCAAUAAAUGGUGAAACAAUAUUUGUGAUGGUGUUCUUUGUUCUAAUGUACAGUUGAAGUCAGAAGUUUACAUACACUAAGUUGACUGUGCCUUUAAACAGCUUGGAAAAUUCCAGAAUAUGAUGUCAUGGCUUUAGAAGCUUCUGAUAGGCUAAUUGACAUAAUUUGAGUCAAUUGGAGGUGUACCUGUGGAUGUAUUUCAAGGCCUACCUUCAAACUCAGUGCCUCUUUGCUUGACAUCAUGAGGAAAUCAAAAGAAAUCAGCCAAGACCUCAGAAAAACAAUUGUAGACCUCCACAAGUCCGGUUCAUCCUUGGGAGCAAUUUCCAAACGCCUGAAGGUACCACGUUAAUCUGUACAAACAAUAGUACGCAAGUAUAAACACCAUGGGACCACGCAGCUGUCAUACCGCUCAGGAAGGAGACGAGUUCUGUCUCCUAGAGAUGAACGUACUUUGGUGCGAAAAGUGCAAAUCAAUCCCAGAACAACAGUAAAGGUGAAGAUGCUGGAGGAAACAGGUACAAAAGUAUCUAUAUCCACAGUAAAACGAGUCCUAUAUCGACAUAACCUGAAAGGCCGCUCAGCAAGGAAGAAGCCACUGCUCCAAAACCGCCAUAAAAAAGCCAGACUACGGUUUGCAACUGCACAUGGGGACAAAGAUCAUACUUUUUUGGAGAAAUAUCCUCUGGUCUGAUGAAACAAAAAUAGAACUGUUUGGCCAUAAUGACCAUCGAUAUGUUUGGAGGAAAAAGGGGAAGGCUUGCAAGCCGAAGAACACCAUCCCAACCGUGAAGCACGGGGGUGGCAGCAUCAUGCUGUGGGGGUGCUUUGCUGCAGGAGGGACUGGUGCACUUCACAAAAUAGAUGGCAUCAUGAGGAAGAACAAUUAUGUGGAUAUAUUGAAUCAACAUCUCAAGACAUCAGUCAGGAAGUUAAAGAUUGGUUGCAAAUGGGUCUUCCAAAUGGACAAUGACCCCAAGCAUACUUCCAAAGUUGUGCCAAAAUGGCUUAAGGACAACAAAGUCAAGGUAUUGGAGUGGCCGUCACAAAGCCCUGACCUCAAUCCUAUAGAACAUUUGUGGGCAGAACUGAAAAAGCAUGUGCGAGGAAGGAGGCCUACAAACCUGACUCAGUUACACCAGCUCUGUCAGGAGGAAUGGGCCAAAAUUCACCCAACUUAUUGUGGGAAGCUUGUGGAAGGCUACCCGAAACAUUUGACCCAAGUUAAACAAUUUAAAGGCAAUGCUACCAAAUACUAAUUGAGUGUAUGUAAACUUCUGACCCACUGGGAAAGUGAUGAAAGAAAUAAAAGCUGAAAGAAAUCAUUCUCUCUACUUUUUUUCUGACAUUUCACAUUCUUAAAAUAAAGUGGUGAUCCUAGGGAAUUUUUAUUAGGAUUAAAUGUCAGGAAUUGUGAAAAACUGAGUUUAAAUGAAUUUGGCUAAGGUGUAUGUGAACUUCCGACUUUAUAAAUGAAACAUACAUUAUGGAAAACAUGUCCCACACUCAGUCAAAGUUAGUAGAAUAAUGAAUGGAUUGGCAAGAUUUUGGCACCGUCAACUUUUAGAAGGUUAGUAGGAAAGUUAAUCAUUUAAACAACCUAAAUAUACUCAAAUUCACUUAACAUUUGAUAUUUGAAACUCCAACAUUAAUUUCCUAACUGCUUUCUCUAUAAUCCUACAGGCUCUUUAUCGUUCUGCAUUCCUUAUAUUCCAAUGCAUCCAACAUUAUACAUGCCCAACAUGGUAUUGGGCAGCUGUUUUUUGAGGAACUCUAUUCCUCUUGUUCCAGUCAUGGGCUUCAUCCGUUCCUUUUGUUGCAGACAUGGGCUUCAUCCGUUCCUCUUGUUCCAGUCAUGGGCUUCAUCCAUUCCUCUUGUUGCAGUCAUGGGCUUCAUCCGUUCCUCUUGUUCCAGUCAUGGGCUUCAUCCGUUCCUCUUGUUCCAGACAUGGGCUUCAUCUGUUCCUCUUGUUCCAGUCAUGGGCUUCAUCUGUUCCUCUUGUUCCAGUCAUGGGCUUCAUCCGUUUCUCUUGUUCCAGACAUGGGCUUACCAGCAUCCUUUCAAGUAAAUCAAACAGAAAAUAUUCAUUUACAUAAACAAAGUAUACAAAAAUCAUCAGAACACAGCGUCUGUGAUUGUUAGCUCGUAAUUCUCGCAUAUCAGAGAAUAUACAGGAUUUACAAGUAUGCCUUUGUCAUAUUUUGUCAAAGUUUUCCGUCCCUGGUGCUAUUCUGUGUUUUCUCCCUCAUUGAACAGAGUAAAUAAUAGAUUGUCUGUGAUGUUUACCAAUAUGGAUGUGUAGCGGAGCAUCCGAUGCAGUGGGAUAACGAAGUGCUUGGCGUAGACCCCCUUGGAGAGCUUGGCUGUCUUAGCCUCCCCUGUAAGCCCAGCAACCAUGGCACUCAGGUGCUCUUUGUGUUUGACACAUAGCUAAGUCAUCUUUCUGCAAGGGGAAAGAAUAUAAGUUAAAGAUUGUAGCUAAAAGAAACACUAGGACAUUAUUUUCUAAAACUUGAUACAUCUUCCUUUUUGUAAUGUGCUGUUUGUUUUUCAAAAUAGUAUAAACUAACCUCGGAGAGCUUUCAUAUCCUUUCAAAUGUCUUCAUUUGCCUAUGUUGUUACAAUAUACACUGAGUAGACCAAACAUUAGGAACAUGGACUCUACAAGCUGUCGAAAACGUUCCACAGGGAUGCCGGCCCAUGUUGACUCCAACGCUUCCCACAGUUGUGUCAAGUUGGCUGGGGGUCCUUUGGGUGGUGGACCGUUCUUGAUACACACAGGAAACUGUUGAGUGUAAAAAAAAACAGCAGCGUUGCAGUUCUUGACACAAACCGGUGCACCUGGCACCUACUACCAUACCCUGUUCAACAAAGUCACUUAAAUAUUUUGUCUUGCCCAUUCACCCUCUGAAUGGCACACAUACACAAUCCGUCUCAGUUAUCUCAAGUAUUGAAAAUCCUUCUUUAACCUGUCUCCUCCCCUUCAUCUACACUGUUUGAAGUUGAUUUAACAAGUGACAUCAAUAAGGGAUCAUAGCUUUCACCUGGAUUCACCUGGUCAGUCUGUCAUAGAAAGAGCAGGUGUUCUUAAUGUUUUGUACACUCAGUGUAUAGUCUAAUCAUUUUGUUAUCUUGAAUUCUGAUAUACUGAGCAUUUUAGCAGUAGCAGCAUAGCAUACAGCAGGGGCGUGAAUCGGUGUACCCAGGGGCUUGUGUGUGUUCAGCUGAUGUGCGUGACAUUAGGAAGAUUAUCAGGGAGGUAUUUACAUGUACUUGAUCAAUGUUAGACCACCAAUUUAUGUUGAUUUCCUGGCAUUCAUGCCUUCAAUAAGGAUGUUUCACAUUGGGGUGUGUGUGUUCAGCUGACGUGCGUGACAUUAGGGACCUCAUCCUGAGAGAAGAAGAGUAAAGAGUCCUAAUGAGCAGGGAGGGAGGCCGUUGGUUCAGGAGUGGAUACAGGAAUAGAAAUAAUGAAGUCACUGUGGGGUUAGGAGCUGUUUAUGUGGACAGUGACUAUACAUAAACUCUGUGGUCCAAUGGGAGGUAUUCUGCCCUCCUCAGAGUUCCAGACAAAUACUCUGGUUCACAUCUGCACAGUAAUUGGAUGGAUGCGUUGUCGCCAUUUUUUCCGAUCUGGAAUAACAAGGGCUGUUCUGGGACGGGUUUUGGCUUCCAUUGUGUUUUAAAAUAGAUCACUCAUACGGGAGAACAAUGUUCCUUACAUGAUGCAAGAUCACUGCUGGGGCUUUUGAAAAGCAAGCUGAAAAGCUUGAGGUCACUGUCCCUGCUGAAUCACUUCUUAUACAGUGAUGAAAAAAAGUAUUUGAUCCCCUGCUGAUUUUGUACGUUUGCCCACUGACAAAGACAUGAUCAGUCUAUAAUUUUAAUGGUAGGUUUAUUUGAACAGUGAGAGACAGAAUAACAACAAAAAAAUCCAGAAAAACACAUGUCAAAAAUGUUAUAAAUUGAUUUGCAUUUUAAUGAGGGAAAUAAGUAUUUGACCCCUCUGCAAAACAUUACUUAGUACUUGGUGGCAAAACCCUUGUUGGCAAUCACAGAGGUCAGACGUUUCUUGUAGUUGGCCACCAGGUUUGCACACAUCUCAGGAGGGAUUUUGUCCCACUCCUCUUUGCAGAUCUUCUCCAAGUCAUUAAGGUUUCGAGGCUGACGUUUGGCAACUCGAACCUUCAGCUCCCUCCACAGAUUUUCUAUGGGAUUAAGGUCUGGAGACUGGCUAGGCCACUCCAGGACCUUAAUGUGCUUCUUUUUGAGCCACUCCUUUGUUGCCUUGGCCGUGUGUUUUGGGUCAUUGUCAUGCUGGAAUACCCAUCCACGACCCAUGUUCAAUGCCCUGGCUGAGGGAAGGAGGUUCUCACCCAAGAUUUGAUGGUACAUGGCCCCGUCCAUCGUCCCUUUGAUGCGGUGAAGUUGUCCUGUCCCCUUAGCAGAAAAACACCCCCAAAACAUAAUGUUUCCACCUCCAUGUUUGACAGUGGGGAUGGUGUUCUUGGGGUCAUAGGAAGCAUUCCUCCUCCUCCAAACACGGCGAGUUGAGUUGAUGCCAAAGAGCUCGAUUUUGGUCUCAUCUGACCACAACACUUUAACCCAGUUCUCCUAUGAAUCAUUCAGAUGUUCAUUGGCAAACUUCAGACGAGCCUGUAUAUGUGCUUUCUUGAGCAGAGGGACCUUGCGGGCACCGCAGGAUUUCAGUGUUUCACGGCGUAGUGUGUUACCAAUUGUUUUCUUGGUGACUAUGGUCCCAGCUGCCUUGAGAUCAUUGACAAGAUCCUCCCGUGUAGUUCUGGGCUGAUUCCUCACCGUUCUCAUGAUCAUUGAAACUCCACGAGGUGAGAUCUUGCAUGGAGCCCCAGGCCAAGGGAGAUUGCAGUUAUUUUGUGUUUCUUCCAUUUGCGAAUAAUCACACCAACUGUUGUCACCUUCUCACCAAGCUGCUUGGCGAUGGUCUUGUAGCCCAUUCCAGCCUUAUGUAGGUCUACAAUCUUGUCCCUGACAUCCUUGGAGAGCUCUUUGGUCUUGGCCAUGGUGGAGAGUUUGGAAUCUGAUUGAUUGAUUGCUUCAGUGGACAGGUGUCUUUUAUACAGGUAACAAACUGAGAUUAGGAGCACACCCUUUAAGAGUGUGCUCCUAAUCUCAGCUCAUUACCUGUAUAAAAGACACCUGGGAGCCAGAAAUCUUUCUGAUUGAGAGGGGGUUAAAUACUUAUUUCCCUCAUUAAAAUGCAAAUCAAUUUAUAACAUUUUUGACAUGCGUUUUUCUGGAUUUUGUUGUUGUUAUUCUGUCUCUCACUGUUCAAAUAAACUUACCAUUAAAAUUAUAGAAUGAUCAUUUCUUUGUCAGUGGGCAAACGUACAAAAUCAGCAGGGGAUCAAAUACUUUUUUCCCUCUCUGUACAUGUGUUUCCAAGGUACAAACACCAAACACACACAAAAUUGGUCUUAGGUGUGCUGAGAAAGUGAUGUAAUUUAUCAUGGCAAUUUGUAUGACCUCCAAAAGUCUUGAUGUGUUCAAACUGUUAGUAUAUUGUGCCAGUAUGUUAUAUAGAAGAAAAUACAAUCAUUCUUCCAUUACUACUCACUUUCUCUAACUGAAUAGAGUUGAACCAUGAUUCUUGUAGUCUUCAGAUGCUGCCUCUAGGUCUUACCCAGUUCAACACGUACAUUUUGGGUUUGACAGUUCGGUUGAAUCAAUGUAAAUCAUUUUGAAAAGAGAGAGAAAUGUUAGAGAGAGAAAAUAACUGAUCAGUAUGGCACACCCAUCCUAUUGAUGUAAGAAUUUAAUGACAACUGCAGAUAACACUGAUAAAUCCAUUCCAUUUGAUUAGUACCUGCAUUUUCAAUAAUCUACUUUCUAGUAAGGCAUUAGUGUAUAUACUGUUGAUGAGAAGAAAAUGAAAAGCUAUUGGCCAUUUUAAUAUCAAUAAAUUAGAUGGCAAUAAAAUGACUGUUUUGCAGUUUUAUAUUAGUCAGGGAAAAAUGCCUUGAAAAAGAUGCAUCAAUAAAUAAACCCUGCUCUAUAAAUCCUAAUGAAAGGGGGAAGAAAAUCCAAUACUAUGAAAGCUGACACCUGCUGCGGAAAACAGCAAAAGGGAAAACGAUGCUUAAAUUGCACCUUGCAGGGUACAGUAUAUGUUUCCAGGGUAUUCUAAUUCAAACAAGAAUACUAAUGACUUCAUGAAAAUGGGAAAAUGGAAAUAGCUAAUAGGCCUUGUUAUUCAUAUUGUGGCGUCAAAGUGUUUUAAUUAAGUAAUCAACAGUGUACAACAGAAGCCGCAGUACGACAUCACAACGUGCAGGACAGAAUCUGCAUGAUUAUCAAUUCACUGUAGGGCUGCGAAUUGCCAGGGACCUCACCAUACGAUAUUAUCAUCAUACUUAGGUGCCGAUACGAUAUGUAUUGCGAUUCGUUACUGUGAUUGUAUUGUGAUUUGACGUUACAAACAUAUUGCUCUCUAUGUGUCUUCUGCAGAGAGACAAGAGAGCGUGUGAGAAAAUGAGUUUUGGUCAAUCAAGGGAAUAAAUGUGCUGAAAAUAUGUUGGCUCACUAUUUAAAGGAAAAUUCCACCUCAAAACAACAACACCAUGAAAUAAAGCUGACGCAAAGUAUGAUGCAAAACGCAGCAUCUCUAUGACGCAAAACGCAGCAUCAUAUGAUGCAAAAUGCAUCAUACUGGCCUUAUUUCUGUAUUUUAAAAGUUAUAUAUCUUGAAAACUUGAUAGCUGACAUGCAAAACAUUUUGGGACUAUAUCAACAAGGGACCAAUUAAACACAUUUCAAAAGAUAGUUUUUGGGUGGAGGUUAAAACAAGUUUUGGCGCAGGUACAGCUGACUAGCGCUAACCAACACUACCUACAGUAGGAAAAUAAAGUAUAAUACUUGGAGUCAAAUAUCGAUAUAAUGUCAUCAAACAAUAUAUCGCGUUAUGUAACAGUAUUGAUUUUUUUCCCACAUCACUAGUGUCCUUAGUCUCUAUGGAGUGACCAUGUAACAAAACAACUGUUGUAUAGUUGAGAACUACCAUCUGUGGAAUGAAUAACGAUGAAUGACCUUUCUAAAUCGUUUUUUAUUACUUUUGACCGUUUGUGUUGCUUUCCAAUGUUUGCUUUGUGAAUUCAUGAAUGUACAGUUAGGGCACACACAGUAGAGUCGAUGAUGUUAUUAACAUGAUGAAAUUGAUUAGCAUUAUAAUUAAACUUGCAUUUGCACUUUACAUUACUACCUCUAAAGGUGCACUUAAUGUACACUUUAACUAAUAUAUUUAAAUUAUACGGUAAUUUGGGGUAUUAUCAACAGUAAAAUACUCUGACACUUUUUACUGCAGCGUACUGCAAAUUAAUAUUAACUAUAUAUGAGUCAAUAUUGUGUACGGAUCAUUAUGGUGCAUUGGUGCAUUUACAUUUACAUUUGAGUCAUUUAGCAGACGCUCUUAUGCAAUAGUGGUACUGUAAUUCCACCCCAUAGAAUACUUUAGAGUGCCAAAAACCUUUUGACCACUAUUGAGUGAUUGGUAUUGUUUCUGGCUCAUUAACAUAUUUGGAGGCGUGCCUUGUAAGUGGCUAUAUUUGUUGCACCCCGUGAGAGAGAACGCUGUACCAAUUUAACUCCUAUGUGGUUAUAGUGCCCCAUCACUGUCAAAUGUAUAGGGGACAGAUUGGAGUGGCAGCAAGUCUUAAACCUUAAAAUGGUUGAGCUGUUUUGCUCUGUUGUCGCUGCCAGUUUGGAAGCCUUUGUUAAGGCCUCUAGAAGUGCAAGUGAUAUAAAACACCAAAUAUUCAUUAAUGUGUAACACUUUACCUAACAGCUAAUCUGCUUGUACCAAUCCCUUGUAAUUACAGUAAAAUAAUGUGAAAUACAACCCCCUCCCCUCAAUGCAUUUAAUUCAUCCAUUCAUUCAUUCAUUGCGAUUAAGGUAGCAUUUUUUUUUUUUUUUUACAGCAUAAUACAGCCAAUUUUACGGUAUUGUACUGUGUUAUUACACAGUACUUGCUUUGAUACCGUAUUGAUAUUACAGUAGGUAUACUGUAAUUUUGACUUUUACAGUGUAACUGUAGUGACGCUGCAUGAAUGAUGAGAAACGUACAUAUUAUUUAACCCUGCCUGUUCUCUCCCUCCUCUCUUCCUCCUCUCUCUUUCCUCUCUCCCUCCUCUCUCCUCUUCAUCCUCUCUCCUUCCUCUCUCCCUCCUCUCUCCCUCCUCUCUUCCUCAUCUCUCCUUCCUCUCUGCCUCCUCUCUCCUUCCUCUCUCCCUCCUCUCUCCUUCCUCUCUCUCCCUCCUCUCUUCCUCUCUCCCUCGUCUCUUCCUCGUCUCUCCUUCCUCUCUUCCUCCUCUCUCCUCCUCUCUCUGUUUGUCUGCAGAGGUUUGUGGGGAACGUGAACGCUGACGGUGUCGUCCACCACAAGUUGUCCCACUCUAUCAGAAGCCGCUUCCUGCGCUUCGUCCCCCUGGACUGGAACCCCAGUGGCUGGGUGGGUCUCAGAGUGGAGGUCUACGGCUGUGCCUACAGUGAGUGAUCAGACCACCAGUACUUACAUACAGACCAUAUAGGCUGUGCCUACAUUAAAAUGACCACCAGCCCUUACAGAACACAAACACAUUCAGCUAAUAUCAUAAUAUUCUGCUAUCUGUGAUUCCAACCCAUGUGGUAUUCUUGGGGACUCCUGGACUGCAUAGAAAAUUGUUCUAACAAGAGUUUGGUCAGACCUGUGUCUGACAUCUAUUACGGAUGAAAUUGAGGCUUGUUUAAGCAUGUCAUCUAUCAUGGGGCUGAUUGUAUCCCCAUUUUGACUGUGGUUUCCAUGAGAAAAUAGCAUUAUGUCAUUGUAACCAUCCUGUAACCAUCGUGUAACCACUGUGUAGCCAUCAUGUAACCAUCCUGAAACCAUUGUGUAACCAUCCUGUAACCACAGUGUAACCAUCAUGUAACCACCCUGUAACCAUUGUGUAACCAUCAUGUAACCAUCUUGUAACCAUCCUAUUUCGCACACUAUUUAAGGACUGUAUAGAGUAUCUGCAAACUAAAGAGACAUUUUUCCUUCAAACAAGAUCAAAGCAAAUGCUGACCGAACAUAAUCCUACCAGCUAAUAGAGGUAGACAGUGACAGCCAGGCAGGCGUGCCAGUUAAGAGCUGGUCUCUGCCUGGGUAAUGCUAAACAAAUAAAAGGGAGUCACUGGGACGCCUUGCACACACAUGAACUGGAUCAGCCAGUGAAAUACUGCACUGUGACGGUUAGAAUUAUCCCCGAGUGAGCACUUUCAUAAUGCCGAAUGGUUCCACAGCGUGAUCCCUGUAUUAAUGCUGGACGAAUGUGUGAUCUGCUAGUACAUGCUUCAUCACCAGCACCUCAUUUCAACUAACUGUAAAAAUUAAACGACAGGUUGCUCUCGCAACAAGCAAGUAAAGAGGCGUGCAUUACCGUUUAACAUGUCAUAGAUGACAGACUUGCACUUAUGGGCCUUUCCACCAAUUAGGUUCCUUUUGAGUAGUGUAACUUGGUAAAACAAAUAUAUUUAUAUAUAUAUAUAUAUAUAUAUAUAUAUAUAUAUAUAUAUAUAUAUAUAUAUAUAUAUAUAUAUAUAUAUAUAUAUAUAUAUAUAUAUAUAAUUCACCUAAUUCUAACAUGCUGUCAUAAAGAGCACAUGUUCAACUUAAUAAAAAACAUGUUUUCCCAUCUCGAAAAAACUAUAGUAAGUUCUUAUUAAGUUCCAAAUAAAGUAACAGGGUUUACUUGUGACAGGGGGAAUGGAAGCUUGCUGUGUGCAACAGGGAAGGGCAAUUGAAUGCAAGCUUCACAAAACAAUUGAAAUUGUUAACACAUUUCUAGCCAGUCUAUCUAUGGGUAACAGGGUUGACGUGUUACGCUCAACCCGCUCAGUGUUCCGCCACAAAACACCAGAAAAUGUCCAAAAUGAGUAACACUAGCUCACCUUCUUUAAACUAUGAUUUGUCUAUUAGUUGUUCAACAUAUUUACCAUAUUACAACUACAGUUCAGUUCACGUAACAGGGUUGACCUUAAAAUUAAUCGCUUAUCACAUUAAAUGAAUAAUAAUCUUCAGCAAUGACUUUGUGAAAGCAACAAAGUAACUAAGGGCUUUACAAUGACGGUGAAACUGUUGCUAAAUGUUGGGAUUGAGUGGUUAAACAUCUUCUUAGAAGUCACAGAGGAUGCACAGAUGGACAUGUAAAAAUGCUGAGUUUUGAUACAAGUCUUUAUUCAUAUAAAACAUCUGGAGAAAAGCUAUUCUGUAGACUCACGUCCAUGUCGACCCCAUGUUUAUCUCAUUUUGGUUUUCAGUCACACUUCAGAUCUAUAAAGGGUCCAAACAUCUGAGUUAUUUUCACUAAUAAUCACUUGAACUGUUCUUGCUUUUGUUCUGUUCUUGCUACCAGCUGUAGCUCAGCUGGUAGAGCACGGCGCUUGUAACGCCAAGGUAGUGGGUUCGAUCCCCGGGACCACCCAUACACAAAAAUGUAUGCAUGCAUGACUGUAAGUCGCUUUGGAUAAAAGCGUCUGCUAAAUGGCAUAUUAUUAUUAUUAUUAUUAUUAUUCUGAGCAUUCCCCAGCAUUGCCAUGGUGCCCUGUUGUAAUUGAUAGCAUGGUUAUGUAUAUCCAUCUCAUACCAGCUAUGUUACUAGCGUUUAUAUUUGGGUAUAUCCAUAUGGGUAAAAACCUUGGAGUUUAAAUUAAUCCUGGCCUUUUAUGUCUCACAGUGACUUCCACUGUAAAACAAUACCUUCUCAUUAGAUUGAGUAAAAGGUAGGGGAAUUCUAGCAUGGUGUUUGUGUGUUUAUGAAUGUGUUAGACAUUCUUUAAAUAAGUGAUAGUUCAAAAAACUAUUUGCAUUGUCAUGUAUAUGUAAACGCUAUUUGAACAGCUUGCCCAAUCAUGUCUUCUAUUCAUAGCUUCCCUUGUUUCUCUAGGCACUUCACACUUCUUCUGUCCUGCAUUGGAAUAGCAGGUGCAUGUUAGAGAUUGCAAUAUUUAUUCAGACAGCUUUACUUACACGAACUGAAUCCCAUCAGAAAAUAUAAUGUAUUCAGGCUUUAAAAAAACAGGAAAUCAACAUUUCCCCUGCUGCUGUAUCUUACUAAAGCAUGUCUUCAGUUCAGGCCCAUCCACAUGAACUGAGCACUGAGCAGAGGCACAGUGUCAGAGAAUGUAUUAGACAGAGCCAGAGAGUUGUGUUAAAAAAUAGCAAGUUCGACGUAUACUUCCAAUCAAAAGUUGUGGUGAAAAUACAAUACUGUUGAAAGAAAUGGGACUUGCCACUUGAAUUCCCCUCAAAAGUAGUGGCAACAGAACACUCACAGCUCAGACGUGACAGAGAGAGCUAUCGUUGGGGAAAUUUUCGAAAAACACAAUGAUUCUUUGAUCUUCUCUCAAUCCCCGUCUAGAAUCGUAUGUGGCAGACUUUGAUGGCAGAAGCUCCCUGCUCUACCGGUUUAAUCAGAAGUCCAUGAGCACGGUGAAGGAUGUGAUCUCGCUACACUUCAAGAGCCACCAGGCUGAGGGGGUGCUGCUCCAUGGAGAGGGUCAGAGGGGCGACUACAUCACUCUGGAGCUGCACCGGGGCAGGUUGGCCCUCUACCUCAACCUGGGUGAGUUAGUCACAUUGGGGCAGGCUGGCCCUCUACAUAAACCUGGGUGAGUUAGUCACACCGGGGCAGGUUAGCCCUCUACCUCAACCUGGAUGAGUUAGUCACACAGGGGCAGGUUGGCUCUCUACCUCAUCCUGGGUGAGUUAGUCACACCGGGGCAGGCUGGCCCUCUACAUCAACCUGGGUGAGUUAGUCACACAGGGGCAGGUUGGCUCUCUACCUCAUCCUGGGUGAGUUAGUCACACCGGGGCAGGCUGACCCUCUACAUCAACCUGGGUGGGUCGCUGGCCCUGAACCUCAACUUGGGUGAGUCGCUGGCCCUGUACCUCAACAAGGGUGAGUCGCUUGCCAUCUACCUCAACCUUGGUGAGUCGCUGGCCCUAUACCUCAACUUGGCUCAAAUAGGUCAGGGGUUAGAGGUUAGAGGUCAUGGGUAACAGGACACAAGGGGCUCGGGCUAUAGAUAGAAGAGUCUUUUGAACCAUUUAAAAGCAGACUGGGGAGCAGUCUGGGAGGGUAACUGGAUGUUUGUGUUCUGAUACUCUUCAGAUGAUACCAGGCUGCGGUUCAGCAGUGGUCGUGUUGCGGUCACUCUCAGCAGUCUUCUGGACGAUCAGCACUGGCACUCUGUCCUCAUCGAGCGCUUCAACAAGCAGGUCAACCUCACCGUGGACACCCACACACAGCACUUCAGGACCAAGGGGGAAGGAGACUCUCUGGAGGUGGACUAUGAGGUGUGUCUAUCCAAACAUCCAGAAUAUUCCUUUACAGUAGGUCUGAAUAGAUUACACCACCAGCACUCAGUCAGAAAAAGAACGUAUGGCAUGGUGAGAGUUAAGAAUAAUACUUGGGGUCCUAUUUUAACAAACCUAACGCGAUGGUAAAUCUUAAGUGAUUGGCGGUAGCGCUAUAGGUUCACUAUCACAAUUAUCGGCGCACUCGCUGGUGUUGGUACGAAAGGGCCGGGUUAUGAUGAAUAAACAAGUUGUGGGUGUGUCGAGACUUGGCCCCUGACUGGCCAAUCAGAACAUGCUCCAUGGCGAAAUAUGUGGUUGCUUCAGGUUAUCUAUUCACGGUCUUAUAUGUAUUGCCUUGGGAAUCAACUCCAAUUCCAAUGUUAGUCUGUUAUAGUUUGUUAAAUGGCUUACAUAAACUAAUUAACACAAUGUACACCUAUCCCAUCUUUGCUAAAUAGGUUAACUUGAACCCAUUUGUAGUCCACAUUGAUACAGGGCCUACUGUAAAUUGCAUUAUGGUUGAGCAUGGACAUGCCAAACAUUGUCAAUAAGCAAGAUUCAAUUCAUUAUUGACAAGGUCAAAAAGAGAACUAAUAAUUCGAAUCAAAUUCUAAAUUCUAAAUCAACUUGUUUCAAAUAGGCUAUGACACACUUACAGGAACCAUCAUUUCUCCCCGUGGGCAUAUAAUAUUAAAACAAUGCAGACUAUGGAGGGUUUUACGCACAUCCAAAAGAAGUACCUGCAUGGCUAAAAUAAUGUGGGCCUGCCUACAAUGCAUAGAUAAAAAGGGAAUGUCAAUGCACUGUCUCAAACUUUAUAUUUUAAUAAAGCUUUGGUGAUUAAGAUUUAUUUCCAAGCGGUCUCAGGAGCCAAACCCUUUAUCGACAGUCUUGACUACUUCGCGGUUGCAUUGGUCAGACAAAAAAAAAGCCUUCAUUGAGAGGAGGGAAGGCUAUGCUUGGUUAGUCAUAAAAUAAAACGAAAUUGGAAAAACAGUCUCUUUUUUUAAUGUUUCUAAAUACGAAGUAUACAGGCACCAAAAGCAGAUUAUGCUACUCUUGUUCCAUGUGCAUAUGGGCAGUGGGCAUCAUGGCUGGAUAGGCUGCAUUUCCGCAGUCAAAAUUCAUGCCAUAACCAACUGCGUUAAUGCUAACACCAGCUUUUGGUUGCUCUUAAAUAUCCCUGUCAGCGCUGCCUGAAAUUAGCACUUGGAUCAUGUUUUUAAGGACACACCUCAAAUAUUUCCACCCACCCAUCUGAGCGCAAGGAGCUGAUAUAAGACAGGUAAAUUGCCGAACCUGGCGUUAAGGCUGAAAAAUGCCAGUGCGCCAGUUUUUACAUGACGAAAUUGCAAACUAGCGAGCGUUUGACACUGCCGUCGCUUUAACGCCAGCCGACAAUAGAGCCCUUGGUCUAUCUCUUUAGAAUCUCUUUUCAACGUGACACCUGACACUGUACAUUCAUAGGACUUUUCUUCUAUUUCGUUCUAACAUGUCUAUAUUUCACUCUCUUUCCUCAUCAUAGCUCAGUUUCGGGGGCAUCCCACUGCCAGGUAAGCCUGGUACCUUCCUGAGGAAGAACUUCCAUGGCUGCAUCGAGAACCUCUACUACAAUGGGAUCAACAUCAUCGACCUAGCCAAGCGACGCAAGCCUCAGAUCUACAGCGUGGUAAGAGCUUUUCAACUAUUCAUUUUUAAUGUAUAGGCCAAGGCCCAGGUUUAUUUUGCACUGCGUUACCAAGAUAUUCACUUAUGUAAGUGAUAAUGCUCCAUUGUGUUAGAAGUGGAGGUUAACAACACCUAACCUUAGAGAGCCAGAGGACCAGAACAGUUGUUGCUUAAUAAACCGUCAGACUGCAGAUAGGGAAACAGGGGAUACAGAGUGCAUGGUGAGAACCACUCUGAGCUCAGAAAACAGUGUUCUAUGUUCUUCUCUUGUUCUUAUUUUGGAAAAGAGAUCCGGGCUCAGUGAUGAGGUGGAGCAGGAGCUGUAUCCAGUGAUCCAUUCAGUAUAGAGGUAUUAGUAGUAGGAUAGAGGCAGAUUGCAUUAUUUAAGGUAGAUGUCAGGGUCUUGUGCAGACCCUAAAUGACACAUCUUAAUGGAUAUUAACCUUAAGUAACCUUCUGGCUCAGCCCCAAACACAAGGGGUGUGACGCGCAGCGGGUAUCACCUUACCUCUAAAAACGAAUCCGCUAACACUGAAAUAGAGCUAACAUAAGUUAUCAAUGAUUUCUGAACACAAUAAGCCUGUGUGAGUCAGUGUCAGCCUAUUGAAACAGAAUCACUCUGAAAUCAAGUUUGGUUGAGUUGAUGGAAGAGUCCCUUUGAAAGGGUUAGUUGCUGCCACUCCAUGUCACCGCGAUCAAUGAUAUGUUCAUCCCCACACUGCUCUGACCUUUUCCUGUGUACAGGAACUCAUGUCCUCUGUACUGGCUCUUCCUGUCCUUAGGAGUCACAGUGGGGUUGGCAGUGACAUUUAACCCAGCUCCCUGUAGACUUCAUUUAGUCUCUCUCAUUCCCUCGUUCUCUCUCUCUCUCUCUCUCUCUCUCUCUCUCUCUCUCUCUCUCUCUCUCUCUCUCUCUCUCUCUCUCUCUCUCUCUCUCUCUCUCAUUCUCGCUCUCUUACUCUCUCUUUUCCCCCUCAUACUAUGUCUCUCCAUCUCUUUCUCUCUAUCGAUACUGCACCUGUUUUUCUCUCUUUCUCCAUCUCUUUCUCUCUUUCUCCAUCUCUCUCUCUCUCUUUCUCCAUCUCUCUCUCUCUUUCUCCAUCUCUCUCUCUCUUUUUCCAUCUCUCUCUCUCUUUCUCCAUGUAGUCCCGUGUAGCUCAGUUGGUAGAGCAUGGCGUUUGCAACGCCAGGGUUGUGGGUUCGAUUCCCACAGGGGACCAGUAUGCACUCACUAUCUGUAAGUCGCUCCUGAUAAGAGCGUCUGCUAAAUGACUAAAAUAGUUUUUCUUUUUAAAAUAUCUCUCUCUCUCUUUCUCCAUCUCUUUCUCUAUUUCUCUCCUUUCUAGAAAGGGGGCCAGUAGGGAGUGUUUGUAGUAAUUAAUAGCAGCACUACACUUGCAGAGUUGACAUCAUUUUUUAAUUAACCCUGAAAUGUUGAGAGUUAAUGUGGAUCAGGGCAAGGUGACUGUAAGAUUGUGUGUUCCGUGUGUCUCCAGGGCAACGUGACCUUUUCGUGCUCUGAGCCCCAGCUGGUGUCCACUACCUUCCUGAGCUCCAGCAGCAGCUUCCUGUCGCUCCCGGCCACGCCGUCUGCUUCGGGGGGCUUCACGGUGCGUUUCCAGUUCAGAACGUGGAACCCAGACGGGCUACUGCUCUCCACCCGGCUGGCCCUGGAGCCCCAGAGACUGGAGCUGCACAUCAGCAACAGUCGGCUGCGCCUGACCCACCACAUGUCAGCCCAGCAGAAAGAAGAGGUCUCCACCGGUGAGGGCCAGGCCAACAGCCUCUAGUCUAGCUGACCCAGACCAAUACUAGGCUGGAAUCAGUGGUUCUGUCUAUGGGGACUCAGAGUAUAAAAGGCUCUUUAUUCCAGUGAAGCAGGCGGACAAUGAGAACCCAUUUUAUUAUUGCAGAGAAUGCAUUUGUGACUCUGAAUGUUUGUGGUUUUCCACACAGAUAGUCUGAUAGUGAUAGGAAAGAUUAUGAGAGAGAAUCCAUUCAGUUGGCUCUGUGCUUCUCCCUUCUGAGUCCACACACAAAGAUAAGCAUUUGAUUUAGUCAAUUUUUCCCACCAUGGGGAGAUUAAAUAUGCUCUGUCUCGCUAAUCCUGUAGAAAUAACUAAAUCCAAAAACACAGAAUCCCUCCACGCAGACAGACAGACAGACAGACAGGCAGGCAGGCAGGCAGACAUGCAGGCAGGCAGGCAGGCAGGCAGACAGACAGACAGACAGACAGACAGACAGACAGACAGACAGACAGACAGACAGACAGACAGACAGACAGACAGACAGACAGACAGACAGACAGACAGACAGACAGACAGACAGACAUGCAUGCAUGCAUGCAUGCAUGCAUGCAUGCAUGCAUGCAUGCAGACAGGCAGGCAGGCAGGCAGGCUGGCAGGCAGGCAGGCAGGCAGACAGACAUAGUUAGGUUUGAACCGUCUGUGUCUGUGUUCUCAUUUUGGACUGAUCUCAAUCACUACAACAGAAUCCAGAUAUGAUCAGAAAAAACAUACAGAGGUCUUCCUCCAUCUGUUGCAUGUCAGAGGUCGUCCUCCAUCUGUUGCAUGUCGGAGGCUUUUCAGAGUCAAUGUUUGCACCAGGUGUGCAUUUUUUGUUUGUUUCAAACUAUUUACUGCCUGAAAUCUAGCGCAUUUAAUCGCAUUCCAUAGUAAUUCUCCUAGCCUGCAACCUCACUCUAACCCUGCAGGCAGAUGGCAAGCACAGAGGGGAUUGUAGACACACAGCUUGGAUGCCCUUCACUGUAAAAGCCUGAGUUUAAUUAAAUAAAAAAGCAAAGAUUAUACCUCUGAGGUUUUUCCAUUGGUUCCUUCUCAAAAUGGAACCACAAACACAACAGACUGCGUGUUGUGGGUGAUCCUUUGUUUAUUUGAUAGUGUGAGGGAAACGAUAUGAAAUGUGUGUGUAGCGUGGAGGGAGAGCCAGAAAGUCAACACCAGCAACAGAGUGAUUGCAGAGCUUUGUUGCAGACAAACAAGAUUAUAAAUCUAAAUAUAAAACUGUACUCUAAAAUUGUUUUCUUAAAAAGCUUUUGUAACAGUGUAGUUACUAUUGUAAAACCGCAGUCAUAUGCAGAGAUUGAUCGGGUCUUGAUAAACUGUUUAACUCAUAACUGACCCCAUGUGUCCACAGGUCACAAAGUGAAUGAUGGACUGUGGCACUCUGCGAGUCUCAGCUCCCGAGGUCUCCAGGUCACCAUGACUCUGGACAACGAGCCGUCCUCAACUAUCGAGCUGGGGGACCACAUGGAGGCAGGAGACAGCCUCUACUUCGGAGGUAAGAGGACAGAUAAUAUGACCAAAAGUUGAUUAGGUUUUAAAAUAUGUUUGGGUAUUUACAGUAGAAACUCAACGACUUGAUAAAACUGGGGACUGUAAUACCUACGAAGCCUCACUCUUUGGCAACGUCACUGCAGUGCCUUAGUGGAGCUUAAUUGACAUUGCCUUGUAGGCAAAGAUGUACUUAAUACAUCCCUGUACAGACUUUAGCUUCCAGAACUUGCCAUGUAAAUCUAAAAUCUUCUGAUAGCUGGCGUUUUAUUAAGCUGCUUUUAAAAGGCUUCAACUUGCAUAGUGGCAUGUCUUGACAGGUUUAACUCUGCUCUCUCUUUUUUUUGGCGACUUCUCUCUCAGCCAUAACAGAGAUUAAAAAACUGUACAUGAUUGUCACACUUAAGAAGAAUAAAACAAUAUUAAUGUACAUGUACUGUUUAGAUCAUUUUCAUUUUCGCAAUUUCUGCUUGCAUGUCUCCAGUCAGUAAACCAGUCAGCACACCACCCUCUUAGCAUCUUAACAUAUUUGUGUAAGCCUCUUUUGUUGCAUUAUUACAGUAGAAGCUGAUUUGGGAUGUGUUUGGUUACAUAAACGUCCCUCUGCUGUGUGUUCCAUUAGGCUGUCCCUCCUCGUCCCCGAGUGACUCAUGCUGUGAGAACUCAACGUUGGCAUUCCAGGGGUGCAUGCGUCUCUUCUCCAUCAACAGCCAGCCCAUGGACCUGAACCUGGUGCACCAAGGACGGCUAGGAGACUACAAGGAGCUGCAGUUUGACACAUGUGGCAUCCAUGACAGGUAUCACAAUUACUGUAUACAGUAUUUGAAUUUUGAAGUGAUGUGCCAAUGUGGCAAUGUUGCACUUAAAGCACAUGCAUGGGACUUUUGUUUUUAGCUUUUGCAACUAACCCCAAAUUUUACAUUUGAUUAUUGUCAGACUUUGUUCCAGCAGCUAUGUUUGGAUUGUGCAAGCACAUAAUUGCUGUCUCCUCAUUUGAUGCUAUGGUGCUGGUACAAACCGUUGUCGUUUAUUUUGGACCUGAAGCUUGUGAAAUCAUUUUCUCACAAGUGUAAGUAAGUGAACAUGAACUAAGGCAGGGGACCUGUGAAGCCAGUCAUAUCUUCAGGGUCUACAGAAAUUCAUGAGAAGGUUGUGUAAUUAUAGAAACCUGCCAGUCAUCUCUUCAUGGUCUACAGUAAUUCAUGAGAAGGUUGUGUAAUUAUAGAAACCUGCCAGUCAUCUCUUCAUGGUCUACAGUAAUUCAUGAGAAGGUUGUGUAAUUAUAGAAACCUGCCAGUCAUCUCUUCAUGGUCUACAGUAAUUCAUGAGAAGGUUGUGUAAUUAUAGAAACCUGCCAGUCAUCUCUUCAUGGUCUACAGUAAUUCAUGAGAAGGUUGUGUAAUUAUAGAAACCUGCCAGUCAUCUCUUCAUGGUCUACAGUAAUUCAUGAGAAGGUUGUGUAAUUAUAGAAACCUGCCAGUCAUAUCUACAGUGUCUACAGUAAUUCAUGAGAAGGUUCUGUAAUUAUAGAAACUUGACAGGUUCCUUUGAUGCCUACAUUAAAAACUGUUGAUUGGUACUCUGCUUUCGACAGUGUCUCUAAUUAACUGUGACUGAUUGCAAGAGUGAAGUUUUACUGUACAAUUUGGGUAACACUUUAUCUGGAUACUCCAUGGUCUACAGACUAUCUACAGAUUGUCAGUAACAUUUCAACUAACUAUCUACAAACCCUAACCCUAGCUCUAACCCUAACCUUAACCCUUAUCCUAACCCUUAUUCUAAACCUAACCGUAACCUUAGCAAGCAGUUGCUUAUCAAGAGAUAGUUUGUUGAUAGCAUGACCAUCUGUAGAUCAAAUAAAAUAAAAUAAAAUUAUAUUUGCCACAUGCGCCGAAUACAACAGGUGUACACCUUACAGUGAAAUGCUUACUUACAAGCCCUUAACCAACAAUGCAGUUUUAUGAAAACUUUAAAAAAUAUAUUAGAUGUAUACUAUACUUUAAAAUGUAUAUCCAUCUGCACAAAAUUGAAAGCUCUCUCUCACAACCCCUGCUCACAGACACAUGUUGGUUCUGGGAUAUGCAACCAUUUCCUUUCUCACUUACUUAACGCCACACUUAUUCAAACACCAAAACGCACACCACGCCUUCCAUCACAAUUCAUCCACACAUAUCCCCACACUGUGCCUUCUGUUUGCUAUGGUUUUAUCUCCACUCUGUUGAUUGAGUACUUGUGUUCUAAUUUAGUUGUAUUUGAAGAUGUAUUAUUUAGCUUGUUAUCUUUUCUUGUAAUACUGUCUUAUCCCUUUAUAAAUUACUAUACCUACUAUAAAUAUGUUUUAUUAUUACAAUCCCUACCAUGACUAGUACAUUUUUACAUUUUAGUCAUUUAGCAGAUGCUCUUAUCCAGAGCAACUUACAGUUAGUGAGUGCAUACAUUUUCAUACUGCCCCCCCCGGGAAUCAAACCCACAACCCUGGCGUUGCAAACGCCAUGCUUUACCAACUGAGCUACAGAGAGCCUAGUAUUGGGUGUUCCAUUAUUCGACUCCUCUAUUAGAACUUUCAGAAUAGCCAUGGAGUAGGGCCAUGCCCUGUUUACUGUUGGUAAACAUAUUUCAUUAUAGUGAUUGUGUUCCCCAAACUCUAAUAUAUGAAUUUUCAUCUGUAGAUGAUCUAAAACUGCAUUUGAUUGUAACUUCCUGUCACGAUCGCCUAAGAAGUAUGACCAAAGCGCAGCGUUGGGAGUGAACAUCUUGACUUUAAUAAUUCAACACGAGAAUACAAAACAAACCACGAUCGUGAAGUCCUCAGUGACAACUACUGAACAAUGAACAAAAACCCACAACCCCAAGGUGAACAAUGACAGUUUAAAUAUGGCUCCCAAUCAGAGAUAACGAGCCGACAGCUGACACUCGUUACCACUGAUUGGGAGUCACUCAACCAAACACAGAAACAACCAAUAACCACCCAACCAACCCAAACACAACAAUACUUAACACACUCUGGCUAAAAUACCAAGUCCCGGAACCAGAGCGUGACAGUACCCCCCCCUAAAGGCGCGGACUGCGACCGCGCCUCAAAAACCCAAAUAGGGGAGGGCUGGGUGGGUGUUGCUCCUCGGAGGCGGCUCCGUCUCCGGGCUUGACCACCACCCUACAUAACUCCCCCCGUAAUGGCCCCGGUCCAAUCCAACCCAGCUGGCUGGAUCCAAACUGAUGACGCGCACCCCUAGCUUGGCGCGUGAGACAGGAACGGACCGGACCUGGCCGACGAUACGCACCCUCGGCUUGGUGCGUGGAGCCGGAACGGACCUCCUCAGGUUGACGACUCGCCUCCCUGGCUUGGUGCGAGUAGCAGGAAUAGGCUGAACCAGGUUGACGACUCGCCCCCUUAGCCUGGUGCGAGUGGCAGGAACAGUCCGGGUUGGGCCGGCGACGCACACCGUAGUCUUGGUGCGUAGAGCAGAGACAGGCCGGGCUGGGCUGGCGACGCACCCCCUAGGCUUGGUGCGUAGAGCAGGGACAGGCCGGGCUGGGCUGGCGAAACGCACCACAGACUUGGUGCGGGGCGCAGGAACAGGCCGGGCUGGGCUGGCGACGCACCCCGUAGGCUUGGUGCGUAGAGCAGGGACAGGCCGGGCUGGGCUGGCGAAACGCACCACAGACUUGGUGCGGGGCGCAGGAACAGGCCGGGCUGGGCUGGCGACGCACCCCGUAGGCUUGGUGCGUUGAGCAGGGACAGGCCGGGCUGGGCUGGCGACGCGCACCGUAGGUUCAAUGCGAGGAACAGGAACAGACAGAACCGCACUGGGGACACACACCCCUGGCCCUACACGGGGAUCAGGAACGGGCCGGACUGGACUGGUAACACACCCCAGUACCUCUCGCCGUGCCUCCACACUUUCCUUCCCCUUCGUAACCAGUGGCCCCCUUAAACUGGCGGCCAUAUCUGCCAACCUCUUGCACUCCUCCGGGCCGUACACCUUCUGCCCCGACGUCGUGAGCCCCCCCCUAAAAAUUUUCUGGGGGUCUCUCCUCCCCGUGGACCAGGCAUCUAUCUUCCUCGCCAGACUCUCCAGACUCUCCAUCCUCUGCUCCCAAGUCCAACCUCUCUCCUCCUCACGCGGCUUGACCCAGUCGAAGUGGAUAUCCGCUAGAGUUGCUUCUGGCGUUGGCUCCUGGACACGCUGCUUGGUCUCGUUGUGGUGGGUUUUUCUGUCACGAUCGCCUAAGAAGUAUGACCAAAGCGCAGCGUUGGGAGUGAACAUCUUGACUUUAAUAAUUCAACACGAGAAUACAAAACAAACCACGAUCGUGAAGUCCUCAGUGACAACUAGAGAUCCUGGUCUCCCGAGUGGCGCAGUGGUCUAAGGCACUGCAUCGCAGUGCUAGCUGUGCCACUAGAGAUCCUGGUUCGAAUCCAGGCUCUGUCGUAGCCGGCCGUGACCGGGAGACCCAUGGGGCGGCGCACAAUUGGCCCAGCGUCGUCUAAGGUAGGGAAGGGAAUGGCCGGCAGGGGAUGGUAGCUCAGUUGGUAGAGCAUGGCGUUUGCAACGCCAGGGUUGUGGGUUCGAUUCCCACGGGGGGGGUAUGAAAAAAAUUAAUAAAUAAAAAUAACAAUAAUGUAUGCACUCACUAACUGUAAGUCGCUCUGGAUAAGAGCGUCUGCUAAAUGACGUAAAUGUAAAUGUAAACUACUGAACAAUGAACAAAAACCCACAACCCCAAGGUGAACAAUGACAGUUUAAAUAUGGCUCCCAAUCAGAGAUAACGAGCCGACAGCUGACACUCGUUACCACUGAUUGGGAGUCACUCAACCAAACACAGAAACAACCAAUAACCACCCAACCAACCCAAACACAACAAUACUUAACACACUCUGGCUAAAAUACCAAGUCCCGGAACCAGAGCGUGACACUUCCAUCAAUGUAAUUGUCUGCAUCACUUCCAAUCCCCCAUGUUUAUAUAUAUAUAUAUAUAUAUAUAUAUAUAUAUAUAUAUAUAUAUAUAUAUAUAUACAGUGGGGAGAACAAGUAUUUGAUACACUGCCGAUUUUGCAGGUUUUCCUACUUACAAAGCAUGUAGAGGUCUGUAAUUUUUAUCAUAGGUACACUUCAACAGUGAGAGACAAAAAUCCAGAAAAUCACAUUGUAUGAUUUUUAAGUAAUUAAUUUGCAUUUUAUUGCAUGACAUAAGUAUUUGAUACAUCAGAAAAGCAGAACUUAAUAUUUGGUACAGAAACCUUUGUUUGCAAUUACAGAGAUCAUACGUUUCCUGUAGGUCUUGACCAGGUUUGCACACACUGCAGCAGGGAUUUUGGCCCACUCCUCCAUACAGACUUUCUCCAGAUCCUUCAGGUUUCGGGGCUGUCGGGGCAAUACGGACUUUCAGCUCCCUCCAAAGAUUUUCUAAUGGGUUCAGGUCUGGAGACUGGCUAGGCCACUCCAGGUCCUUGAGAUGCUUCUUACGGAGCAUCUCCUUAGUUGCCCUGGCUGUGUGUUUUGGGUCGUUGUCAUGCUGGAAGACCCAGCCACGACCCAUCUUCAAUGCUCUUACUGAGGGAAGUAUGGUUGUUGGCCAAGAUCUCGCGAUACAUGGCCCCAUCCAUCCUCCCCUCAAUACGGUGCAGUCGUCCUGUCCCCUUUGCAGAAAAGCAUCCCCAAAGAAUGAUGUUUCCACCUCCAUGCUUCACGGUUGGGAUGGUGUUCUUGGGGUUGUACUCAUCCUUCUUCUUCCUCCAAACACGGCGAGUGGAGUUUAGACCAAAAAGCUCUAUUUUUGUCUCAUCAGACCACAUUACCUUCUCCCAUUCCUCCUCUGUAUCAUCCAGAUGGUCAUUGGUAAUUUUACGAGGUGAGAUCUUGCAUGGAGCCCCAGACCGAGGGUGAUUGACCGUCAUCUUGAACUUCUUCCAUUUUCUAAUAAUUGCGCCAACAGUUGUUGCCGUCUCACCAUGCUGCUUGCCUAUUGUCCUGUAGCCCAUCCCAGCCUUGUGCAGGUCUACAAUUUUAUCCCUGAUGUCCUUACACAACUCUCUGGUCUUGGCCAUUGUGAAGAGGUUGGAGUCUGUUUGAUUGAGUGUGUGGACAGGUGUCUUUUAUACAGGUAACGAGUUCAAACAGGUGCAGUUAAUACAGGUAAUGAGUGGAGAACAGGAGAGCUUCUUAAAGAAAAUCUAACAGGUCUGUGAGAGCCGGAAUUCUGACUGGUUGGUAGAUGAUCAAAUACUUAUGUCAUGCAAUAAAAUGCAAAUUAAUUACUUAAAAAUCAUACAAUGUGAUAUUCUAGAUUUUUGUUUUAGAUUCCGUCUCUCACAGUUGAAGUGUACCUAUGAUAAAAAUUACAGACCUCUACAUGCUUUGUAAGUAGGAAAACCUGCAAAAUCGGCAGUGUAUCAAAUGCUUGUUCUCCCCACUGUAUAUUUUAUAUAUAUAUAAACAUGCGGGAUUGGAAGUGAUGCAGACAAUUACAUUGAUGGAAGUUACAAUCAAAUGCAGUUUUAGAUCAUCUACAGAUGAACAUUCCGGACUAUACAAAUAAAGUGUGACCACAAUUUUUACUGGGUUGCCAUGGAACCCAGGAGCCAGUUAACCUAAGACUGAGAAGCAUGAUGAGGAGAGGAGCUUGUUUUUCUUUUGUGUUUCCAAAAGUGGCUAGUGCAAAAUAUCUCAUGUUUUGACACCUCACACCACGUGUUAAUUGGGAACCCACACUCUUACAAAAAAAGGUGCUAUCUACAACCUAAAAUGGUUCUUCAGCUGUCCCCAUAGGAGAACCCGGUGAAGAACCCUGUUUGGUUCCACGUAGAACCAUUUUGUUUCCAGGUAGAACUAUUUUGGGUUCCAUGUAAAACCUUUUCCACAUAGGGUUCUAAAUGGAACCCAAAAUAGUUCUACCUGGAACCAAAAAGGGUUAUCCUAUGGGGACGGCAGAAGAACCCUAUUCAAACCCUGUUUUCUAAGAGUGCAGCAUGAGAAACUGUAAGCAAAAAAAUAUAUAUAUAUUCUGUCAAUUACAGUAUGUGGAAACUAGGACCCGAUACAUUAGUUACAGCACCACAUGAAUAAUCUGAUGUCUACAUGCAGAACAAUACUGUAAGUAGUUUAGUCACUAUUUCAAGAUCUGCCACAUGGAGUGUUUUUGGGGACCUGGUGAUUUAUAUUGUUGGGUUCCAGUAAUCAACACAAUCAAAUACAGGUUUCCACUUCCAUCAUUAACCUUUUCCAUAAUGCUUACCUACUUAUAACUGUGUAACCUCUGCAGUAGUGGACAAAUCACUGCAAUCAAACAAGAUCACUCAAAUAUCCUGGGAGUUGUUCUUUCUAUCGUUCUAUACCUUUUCACAAUGUUUCAAAACAGUGUUGAUUGAUCCUUCCUGCUGCUCAACACACUGCCUGUUUAUUCAUAGUAUUACAUAGUACGGCUAGCACUCCAUCUCUCUCCAUCAACAAUUCUCCAGCUUUAACCGCUUAUUAAGGAUCACACCCUUCUUUUAAAUUUCCUCCUAAAAUGACAAACGCAAAUCUAACUUCCUGUAGCUCAGGACCUGAAGCAAGGACAUGCAUAUUCUUGGUACCAUUUGAAAGGAAACACUUUGACGUUUGUGGAAAUGUGAAAUUAAUGUAGGAGAACAUACCACAAUAGAAUCUGGUAAAAUAUCAAAUAACCCACAAAAAAAAUUAUAUUUUUAUUUUUGUUGCAUCAUCUUUGACAUGAAAAAGAAAAGCCAUACAUUCAGAUAGGAAGCUGGAAGUAAUUUAGAUGCAGUGUAUGUGCAAACUUUCAGACUGAUACCUUCAAGAAUGAGGGUGCUACAUAACAUUUAGUAUGAAGUCACCCAGGUGUCCCUCACGAGUUUGCCCAAAUGCACCCAAGUGGCCGAAUUGGUCAAUUGAUACAUUUUCAAGUACAUAACUAUAGAGAACAUACAAAAAUGAUAUGGUAAUAAAAAAUACACGUUUAUACACUCCCAAGAAUGUCAUACAUGAUGGAUCAUUAGCUUCCCUACAUAAGACACUAACCUUCACACAUCUAGAUGGCCGGGCGGGGUGGGUGUGGAGCCAGAGACAGUAGCAGGAGUCUGACUGAAUGAACCAGUUUCUACUGGAGGACUUGAAUGUGGUCUCUUUGGUGUUGGCUCAGAGUCAGAGUCUCUAGCAAAAUAGAAGAUGUAAAAAGUUCAGUAAGAAGUCAAGUUUUCUAUUACUUAUUUUUUUUUACCUUUAUUUUAGCAAGGGUGAGCCCUGCAUCAAUACUUUUACGGAUGAGCCAUGCAUCAAUACAUCAAAUAAACAACACAUAUCUAUAAACAUAUUUUAGAGUUUGGGGAACACAAUCACUAUAAUGACAUAUAUUUACCAAUAGUAAAUAGGGCAGACCUACAAUGUACACUGCUCAAAAAAUAAAGGGAACACUAAAAUAACACAUCCUAGAUCUGAAUGAAUGAAAUAAUCUUAUUAAAUAUUUUUUCCUUUACAUAGUUGAAUGUGCUGACAACAAAAUCACACAAAAAUUAUCAAUGGAAAUCAAAUGUAUCAACCCAUGGAGGUCUGGAUUUGGAGUCACCCUCAAAAUUAAAGUGGAAAACCACACUACAGGCUGAUCCAACUUUGAUGUAAUGUCCUUAAAACAAGUCAAAAUUAGGCUCAGUAGUGUGUGUGGCCUCCACGUGCCUGUAUGACCUCCCUACAACGCCUGGGCAUGCUCCUGAUGAGGUGGCGGAUGGUCUCCUGAGGGAUCUCCUCCCAGACUUGGACUAAAGCAUCCGCCAACUCCUGGACAGUCUGUGGUGCAACGUGGCGUUCGUGGAUGGAGCGAGACAUGAUGUCCCAGAUGUGCUCAAUUGGAUUCAGGUCUGGGGAACGGGCGGGCCAGUCCAUAGCAUCAAUGCCUUCCUCUUGCAGGAACUGCUGACACACUCCAGCCACAUGAGGUCUAGCAUUGUCUUGCAUUAGGAGGAACCCAGGGCCAACCGCACCAGCAUAUGGUCUCACAAGGGGUCUGAGGAUCUCAUCUCGGUACCUAAUGGCAGUCAGGCUACCUCUGGCGAGCACAUGGAGGGCUGUGCGGCCCCCCAAAGAAAUGCCACCCCACACCAUGACUGACCCACCGCCAAACCGGUCAUGCUGGAGGAUGUUGCAGGCAGCAGAACGUUCUCCACGGCGUCUCCAGACUCUGUCACGUCUGUCACGUGGUCAGUGUGAACCUGCUUUCAUCUGUGAAGAGCACAGGGCGCCAGUGGCGAAUUUGCCAAUCUUGGUGUUCUCUGGCAAAUGCCAAACGUCCUGCACGGUGUUGGGCUGUAAGCACAACCCCCACCUGUGGACGCCGGGCCCUCAUACCACCCUCAUGGAGUCUGUUUCUGACCGUUUGAGCAGAUACAUGCACAUUUGUGGCCUGCUGGAGGUCAUUUUGCAGGGCUCUGGCAGUGCUCCUCCUGCUCCUCCUUGCACAAAGGCGGAGGUAGCAGUCCUGCUGCUGGGUUGUUGCCCUCCUACGGCCUCCUCCACGUCUCCUGAUGUACUGGCCUGUCUCCUGGUAGCGCCUCCAUGCUCUGGACACUAUGCUGACAGACACAGCAAACCUUCUUGCCACAGCUUGCAUUGAUGUGCCAUCCUGGAUGAGCUGCACUACCUGAGCCACUUGUGUGGGUUGUAGACUCCGUCUCAUGCUACCACUAGAGUCAAAGCACCGCCAGCAUUCAAAAGUGACCAAAACAUCAGCCAGGAAGCAUAGGAACUGAGAAUAGGUCUGUGGUCACCACCUGCAAAACCAGUCCUUUAUUGGGGGUGUCUUGCUAAUUGCCUAUAAUUUCCACCUGUUGUCUAUUCCAUUUGCACAACAGCAUGUGAAAUUUAUUGUCAAUCAGUGUUGCUUCCUAAGUGGACAGUUUGAUUUCACAGAAGUGUGAUUGACUUGGAGUUACAUUGUGUUGUUUAAGUGUUCCCUUAAUUUUUUUGAGCAGUGUAUUUAUACAGACCUAAAAUGUAUUAGCAUAGCCAUUGUGUAUUUUAUGUUGACUGAGUCUGUAGCACUAUAGAAUAUUUUAAAAAAUCAGUAAGAACUCAAGUUGACUAUUUACUUAUUUUAUUGACCCUUUAUUUUAGCAGGGGGUGA
Messenger RNA from Coregonus sp. 'balchen', 41302 nucleotides. The record is from the annotation of a GenBank genome assembly. Lineage: Eukaryota; Metazoa; Chordata; Actinopteri; Salmoniformes; Salmonidae.